GUCCGCCGGAGCCCGCGUCCUGCCGCAGUCCAUCCGCCGCUAGUCGGAGAGAGUGGUUGCGGGGAGACCCGGGCCACUCCGCCAGCUAUUACUGCUACUGCCGCUGCCCCCCGCAGUCGCAGCCCAGCAGCCGGGAAACGCCACCCACAGAUUGGGCCGCGCAGCGUGGGAGGGGUAGCGGUCCCGGGGGACUGAUUCUGAACUUGCAGGGGGACCGCGGCUCUCUGGGCCUGGAGAGUGUGAACAGAACUGCGGGUUUACAAUGCUAUGGUGACUCCAAAGGCCAAAACCAAAGAGAUCUUCUCAGCUCUUUAGUUUGAACUACAGUGAAUUGUCUACCAACACCCGGCAUGGCGAAAAGUGCAGAGGUCAAAUUGGCAGUAUUUGGGACAGCAGGCGUGGGCAAGUCAGCUUGUAAUAAUGAUCUGGAUAUCUAUGCAGUCCUGAUAAAUUAGGCCCAUAACAUCAUCUGGCAUGCAUGGCUCUUGUAGUGCGAUUUUUGACCAAACGGUUCAUCUGGGAAUAUGAUCCCACCCUCGAAUCAACCUAUCGACACCAAGCAACCAUUGAUGAUGAAGUUGUCACCAUGGAGAUACUAGAUACAGCUGGUCAGGAAGACACCAUUCAGAGGGAAGGACACAUGCGAUGGGGGGAAGGCUUUGUGCUGGUCUAUGACAUUACUGACCGAGGAAGUUUUGAAGAAGUGCUGCCACUUAAGAACAUCCUAGAUGAGAUCAAAAAGCCCAAGAAUGUGACUCUCAUCUUGGUUGGAAACAAGGCUGACUUGGACCACUCUAGACAGGUUAGUACAGAAGAAGGGGAGAAGCUGGCCACAGAAUUGGCAUGUGCUUUUUAUGAAUGUUCUGCCUGCACCGGAGAAGGGAACAUCACAGAGAUAUUCUACGAGCUGUGUCGAGAGGUACGACGCCGGAAGAUGGUCCAGGGCAAGACAAGGCGACGCAGCUCCACCACACAUGUCAAGCAAGCCAUUAACAAGAUGCUCACUAAAAUCAGCAGUUAGGCAGCUCUGUCCUUGUGAAGGUCCUGUUCAGGUGGGUCUGGUAAUUGGAAACACUUUCUUGCCCUUUUGCCCUUUUCACCCCCCAAAUAAGAAAAUAUUCCAUUCCUUGUUGCGACUCUCAGAAAUGUCUGGUCUCAGCCUCCCAUAUGUUGGGAAGUUAGAGAGUGUUUCAAUGCAGUUUCAGUGCUGACAAUCUUUCUUAUGCCUGCUUGAAUAAAAUAUGCUCUGUUGUAGCUUGAACAUGUAAUCACCAGAUUCUGAAAUGGCUGGGUUCAUAUUAAGCUCUUCGUAGCCAUCUCCACUUUGCUUCAAUAGGUUGAAGUCUUUUCAGAGGCAUUUUUAAAUUCCCUUCUUUGUCAUAGUCUACAAAUGAUCAUUGCAAAAGUCCAAAAUAAUAGAGGAUGCAGUAAAAACACAGGAAGAGUAGCGGAGAUGUUGGACUGGGGAAUAGAGCCUUAGUUCCUAUUUGAAGUGAGGAUUUCCUGAACUAUCUUAAAUUAUCUAGUUUUUCUUUAACCCUUGUUUUGCUCUUAAAUUCAAACACAUCCUCAAAGUUUUACAUUGUCCUAGAGAGUUUCAUUUCAAUAUUUCUAUGGUCUGUUGAUCAUUGUACCCUCAUUCUCUAUGGCUCCAGAAAGAUUUAAUUAUAUAUAGCAAAGGCAGCAGGACCCUUCAAUUCAAACCUUGCUGGGCCAUUUCUCACCAAGCCCAGGCUGAUGUAAAGACAAUAGGAAUCUUUGCACCAAAUGCUGAUUUUAUUGAAUGCUAAUAGAGGAUUUAGAAUCAGAAGUGUCUAGUUCAUUUCUUUCUCUGAUUAUCAUCUUAGCAGAAAGACAACAUUCCAAAAAACAGGUAAGUUAAGAGUAAAACUUAACUACCCUUCCGUUGGGGAGUCCAGGCUCUGUGCCAGGCACAGUAAGAAGAAUUAGCCACUGAUUUGUUAAGUUGGCAACAUGACUUCUAAUAUUUUGGAUAAAUUAAUUUGUUAGGAGGAUUCAGAAAAGAAGGAAUGAUUAAAGUUCACUAUACCUGAAUAAAUGUGUAUAAAACAGAUUCCUAUAUUGUGAAAGUACAGUCUAUAACUAAUAAAGCUUUAUGAUUCUUUUUUCCCUACUAUGGCCCCAUAUAUCAAAAUUUGGGCACUUUAUUUUAGAAAAAAUAUAUAUCUUUUACAUAUAUGUGUAUUUAUAAAUGCAUAGAUAUAUGUAUAAAAAUUUGUAAGAGUUGGAGGCUUUAAUUCACCAAUGCAUUUGGACGACUCAGUGUAACUAUUUUAUGUGAAUACAAUAAAAAGCAUAAUUUUCACAUUCCAUCAUA
Molecule: messenger RNA, 2338 nt
Organism: Sus scrofa (pig)
Lineage: Eukaryota; Metazoa; Chordata; Mammalia; Artiodactyla; Suidae
Source: RefSeq, a predicted model, not a curated record